Molecule: messenger RNA, 967 nt
Organism: Apis cerana (Asiatic honeybee)
Lineage: Eukaryota; Metazoa; Arthropoda; Insecta; Hymenoptera; Apidae
Product: mitochondrial import inner membrane translocase subunit Tim21
Biological process (GO): protein import into mitochondrial matrix
Cellular component (GO): TIM23 mitochondrial import inner membrane translocase complex
Source: RefSeq, a predicted model, not a curated record
UUCCACUAGUCACCUCUCACUAACAUUUAAGACAGGUUAUGUUGUUUUAUCUUUUUAACUUCAUAACCUAACAGCGUUUCAUUUCUCGCAUAGACGAUGAAGUAGGAAAACAUGAUUGCAGGUUAGGAAAGUGUCGUUUAAAGGAAUGGCAUCAACACGAAUAAUUAAUUAUGUUUUAUACAAAAGAUUUGUAGCAAUCUCUAAUUUAAAAAAUGUAUGCAUUCUUUCUACUUUUAAUAUCAAUUCUAAUUUUCGACAAAAUGCAUAUUAUUGCACAAAGAAAUCAAUUGUUAAAACAGAUCCUGUGGAACGUGAGAAUAAAAUACAAGUUGGAUUUGCGGAUGUAGGUAAAUUUCUCAAAGAAAAUACAAAAUCUAUUGGAUAUUUAGGCGUGAUAAUUGGUGGUAUAGGAAUUACAGUUUUCAUGUUUUAUAUUAUUUUUGAUGAAUUAUUUUCCAGUAAAAGUCCAAAUAGCGUGUAUAGUAAAGCGUUGGAUCGCUGUAUCAAACAUCCUAAAAUAAUAGAUGCUCUUGGAGAACCGAUAAAAGCAUACGGGGAAAUGGGUAGACGUAGAAGUCACAUAAGUCGUAUUAUCUUUGAAAAAAAUGGAAUACGUCACAUGAGAAUGAAAUUUUACAUUCAAGGUAUAAGAAGACGUGGAACUGUGCACUUGGAAGUGCAAGAAGAUAAUACAUCUAAUUAUAUGUAUAGAUAUUUAUACGUAGUUGUGGAUGAUAUUCAAACUGUUAUUAAAAUAGAAGAUAAUAGAGAAGAGAACAAAAACUACAGUAUCGGGACAGAAGAUCAAUGGAGCUAAUAUAUAUUAGAUCUAUAUAUUAAAUCUUUCUAAUUAAUAUUUGAUAUGUCAUGUACAGAAAUGCUUAUAAUCUUAUAAUUAUUUGCAAUAUUAUUUUAAAUAUACUUUUAUAAAAUUUGUGUCAAAUAAAAAUUCUAGAACUUAGAAAAA